CAGAAACGCUUUUUCAUGGGAUUGUUUGGAUUAAAAUCAUAAUAUUUACUAAUUUGAUUCAAUCUAUCCCUUUUCUUGGUUUGAUGAUUUUUUUUUAAUAUCUAACAAAACUAUUAAACCUAAAGUUUCUAGUGCAAACUUCAUUUCUACUUUUGAAUUGGUUUAGUAAAAGGCAAAAUGGGACUUAUUUCCCAUUACCUGAGAGUUUUCUUCAGAUCCCACACAAGACCCAUUAAUUCACGAAUGGCAAAGAAAGGUGAAACAACUUCAAGCAUUGUCUACUUAGUCUCAUCUACAACAGCUUUUAUUGGUUUAAUUUACCUAUUUAAUAAGAAUUUAGACAAUAACAGAGAUGGUCCCUAUACUGAUGGAAAAGCCUACACACCUUAUGAUACUGCUAGAAAGUUUGGAUUAGACAAACCUGCGACCAUUAUCACUUUCAAAGGAUUCUCAAUGGAAAAAGAAGUUCUUGAUAGAGAUGAUGAAAAAUUCAUCCCAACAAAAAUUUUAUAAAUUUUUUAUUUGAUAGAGUGUUUGUCAAAUUAUUGAACAGUUUAGGUAUAAAUAAAUUAUUUUGGAAAGUUUA
Molecule: messenger RNA, 586 nt
Organism: Parasteatoda tepidariorum (common house spider)
Lineage: Eukaryota; Metazoa; Arthropoda; Arachnida; Araneae; Theridiidae
Source: RefSeq, a predicted model, not a curated record